This is a messenger RNA of Phyllopteryx taeniolatus (common seadragon), 2969 nucleotides long. It is a transcript of the gene kcnab1b, whose product is annotated as potassium voltage-gated channel subfamily A regulatory beta subunit 1b. Gene Ontology annotation, cellular component: membrane; voltage-gated potassium channel complex; cytoplasm. Gene Ontology annotation, biological process: negative regulation of delayed rectifier potassium channel activity; transmembrane transport; potassium ion transport. The transcript has 15 exons. The record is from RefSeq and is a predicted model, not a curated record. Gene Ontology annotation, molecular function: transmembrane transporter binding; potassium channel regulator activity; voltage-gated potassium channel activity. NCBI's taxonomy places the organism in Eukaryota, Metazoa, Chordata, Actinopteri, Syngnathiformes, Syngnathidae. Bases 914 to 2113 code for a protein of 399 amino acids.
UGUUCGCGAGAAAACAACACUGACACAAGGGGACUGUUUGUCACAGAUGGGAUGAAUUGUAAAGGCUAAUGUGAAGAGGUCAUGCGCCGUGAUGGCAGAUAUUGUCGCCAAGCGUUUGGCCUCAGAGGACAUGAGUAAAGUGGAGCAUUCCUAAGGGGUUUACGAUUUAGGUUCUUACAUACUGCACAUUAGCAUCACGCCAGAGGUGUUUUCCCGUAAAUAAACGACCAUCAACUCUCUUACUUAGAGGCCACCUCCUCUUCUUCCUCUCUCUCUUUGAGCGUGUGGCAGCACAGAGCAAAACACUGCAGUUCUUUCAGCCAGACUAUCUCUCCUUUUCGCUCUUUACGCUCGCCACACUCAGCUCCGUAUCCGUCCUCCUCUUUCUCAAGUGGGCUACCAUGCGUCUUAGUUUCUCCCAUUCCUCUCUGCUCGACUCCCACCCUUCGAGGGUCCUUUCAUCAUCAAGCCCAGCUCUCUCGCUUCCACGCCGGGCUCGCUAAACGCCUUCCGGAGGACUUUGGAACAGGACACAGCUGGUUGUCGGGUCUGGGGAGACCUUUGCUGAGACCCUUCACUCGAUGGAGGAAACUCAUCAGUCAGUGUCAGACACGUCAAUAACGACUCACUGCAUGUGGAGUCAGCCUUUCGCAGGAUCUCACUCUUAAGUCUCCACAAACCAAGCAGGACUGCAUGGUUGUUACAUCAGCUUGAGUUCCCCCCCGCACCGCCUCAAAAAAAAAAAAAACGACACUCAUGCUCCUUCUUCCCAGCCUGUGACCUCCAUAUGAGAUACCACAGCUCAGCGCAGAACUGGCCCGGACUUUCAGCUUCACGUCGUCAUAAAAAGGAGCAGCUGUCUCGGUCUCGGAGCUAGCUCUAGUGGUCGCGGCGUUGGUUUGCACCCACAGCCAUGCAGGUGUCCUUCGCGUGCACAGACCAUGGGCUGAAGGCCCCACGCAACGGCGAGCACAGCAAGCAGAACACCACCAGUCCCAACACCACCAGCCAGGCUCGAGCCCGCUUUCGCACCGUGGCCCUGAUAGCUCGCAGCCUGGGUUCCUUCACCCAUCGCUACCACCACAACCUCAAGGAGUCCACCGCCAAGCUCACUGGCAUGAAGUACCGGAAUCUUGGGAAAUCUGGUUUGCGUGUCUCCUGUCUGGGCCUCGGCACGUGGGUGACAUUCGGCGGUCAGAUCUCAGAUGAGGUGGCCGAGCAGCUGAUGACGAUCGCGUAUGAGAGUGGGGUCAACCUCUUCGACACGGCGGAGGUGUAUUCCGGCGGGAAAGCAGAGAUAAUCCUGGGAAACAUCAUCAGGAAAAAGUGCUGGAGGCGUUCCAGUCUGGUGAUUACCACGAAACUCUACUGGGGAGGAAAGGCAGAGACAGAGAGAGGCCUCAACAGAAAACACAUCAUUGAAGGUUUAAAGGGCUCCCUCCAGAGGAUGCAGUUGGAGUACGUCGAUGUGGUUUUUGCCAACCGACCGGACAACAACACUCCCAUGGAGGAGAUUGUGCGAGCCAUGACCCAUGUGAUCAACCAGGGAAUGUCUAUGUACUGGGGGACAUCACGGUGGUCUGCCAUGGAGAUCAUGGAAGCCUACUCAGUGGCCAGGCAGUUCAAUCUUAUUCCACCAGUCUGCGAGCAGGCUGAGUAUCAUUUUUUCCAGAGGGACAAAGUGGAAACACAGCUGCCAGAGCUCUACCACAAAAUUGGUGUAGGUGUGGUCUCUUGGUCUCCUUUGGCCUGCGGCAUUAUCACCGGGAAAUAUGACGAUGGCGUGCCGGAGUCCUCCAGGGCUUCCAUGAAGCCAUACCAGUGGUUAAGGGAGAAAAUAAUGAGUGAGGAUGGAAGAAAACAGCAAGCCAAGCUGAAAGAGUUGGCUCAUAUAGCAGAGAAGCUUGGUUGUACGUUACCCCAACUUGCUAUAGCGUGGUGCCUGAGGAAUGAAGGUGUGAGCUCAGUACUGUUGGGAUCUUCGAAUCCAAGCCAGUUAACAGAGAAUCUCGGUGCAAUUCAGGUGAUUCCAAAGAUGACAGUGGGCAUCGCCUCAGAAGUGGAUCACAUACUGGGGAAUCGUCCACACAGCAAAAAGGACUACCACCAUUAGGACGAUCCGACUUCUUGGCAAACUGUCCUCUGAAAGUGUAUCAAAGCUCACACUCACAGCCAUGGCACAACAAUUACUGCCCAACUUUGCUCAUGUGACCCUGUGUGUGACUGUGCAAAGUGAUCUGCUUGGCUCUUCAGUCAUGUGUCAUUAUCAUAAAGUGAGAUCAUUGGCAUAGAAUGCAUGCUUACAACCAUGACAGCCAGCAGAUGCAACAGUUAAAAGAUCCAGCGAGAACAUUGCUGGUAUGGAAUCAUGCCCCCAGCUGUAUGUGCAACAUUCAAAGUCAUUGCCGCGCAGUGAAUAACUUAAGUUGCAUCUAGUUUUUAAGAUAGAUAGAAUUUUGCCUCACUAGAUGUUUGUGAGACAUUAGAAACAAUAUAUAUGAUAACCUGCGUAACUGGACCUGAUCUCGACAGACUCGAUGCCACGUUGAAUGUCUUUUAGCAGCUCAAGCUGAAGGGUCAACGUGAUAAAACUGAAUUCCGCUAAUAUAUUUUUCAAAACACCUUUGCUGUACUGAUUGUAAUGUGUUUUACUUGAUGAGCAGUUUUAACGUUCCUCCAGAAAUAGUCUACUCUCCUAUUGUUUACCUUCACCUCUUUUUAAUUCAACUGUCGUCGUUAAACAUUUUUCUUGUCAGGAUUGGAGAGAUGAUGAACCAAUACGGGGCGCUUAGACCAACAAAGCUGUAUAGGCCUAGCAAAUGAAAACAUUACACUAUACAAGCCCCUCCAGUCAUUUCUUCUAGAAGCCAUUUUACUGAAUGGGUCUUAGUUUUGCUCUCUAUGUUCAUGUGUAUUUUUUGUCAUGGUUCAUCAGUUGUACAAAGAAAUAAAGAUCUUAUAGCUAACAA